Molecule: messenger RNA, 2454 nt
Organism: Moneuplotes crassus
Lineage: Eukaryota; Ciliophora; Spirotrichea; Euplotida; Euplotidae
Source: the annotation of a GenBank genome assembly
AUUUAGGCAGGAAUUCAAAUAUGAGCAAACCUAAGACCAGUGGCUCUGCCUUAGGGAGGUUCAUGAACCUCUCAGAAAGCAUCAACUCUCAAGGUCCAGUGUACAACGCCGAUGAGGUCCAGCAAACCCAGACAAAGUUUCUUGAUACCAAAGCGGAGAAUCAGCCUACUUAUUUUGAGUUUGAAGAUGAUCCUGAGCAUAAAAUUUUGAAAGCCAAGAAGCCCAAUUCUAUUAGCAACUUUAAAGGUGAUAUAGCUAUAAACGAUAAAAUUGAAAAGGAGAGAUCAGCCAGGAAAAGGAUGAAAACUAUCAGAGUAGAAUCUUCUGUCCCAAGCAGUGUCUCUAAAUCAAAAUUUGAGGAGAAGCAAAGUUAUAAUCCCAGCCAUGAUGACUUUGACUUCAGCUCCAAGCCUGAUGAGCCUGAGGAAUCAGUGAAAGAGAAGAAGUCUACAGUUGAAUCUAAGAAAAAUGAUGAACUCAAAGCAAAGAAAGCUAAAGAGGCGAAAGAAGACCGCAAAGCUCAGAUUCUUGCUGAAAUAAUGAAAUAUGAAAAGAUUGAUGAAAAUGCAGUGAAGAUGAAGAAAGUAAAGAGGCCUUUUUACUGCAUCGAUCCUUUGAGUAAUUUCCAUUUAAUUCAUUGCUUGAGUGUAUUAGUGAAUAUAUUCAUCAUAAUUAUCUGGAUCUCAUUUGAAUCUUCAUACAAUGACGAAUUCUCAUUCGUCAUUCAUAUUGUAUACAUUGUGAACAUAUUUGACGUGGCCCUAACAGGUCUCACUGGAGUCUUGAACAGAGAUAACCAAGUGGAUUACAGCUUGCUAUUUAUCUGGAAGAAUUAUAUUACUAGCUACUUCAUACUUGACUUCUUCUGUGCUAUUCCAUUCGAUUGGUUUAUCUCAAAGAUGCGACAUCAGAGAACAAUGAGAUUAUUCCAGACGACUAAAGCUUUUAAAUACUUUUAUUUUUCUAUAAUUUUAGAUGGGACACUCCUAAAAGCCAGAAUACAGCCAGGGACAAUUAGAUUUUUGAAGAUCAUAUUCAAUUUGCUCAGCAUAGUCCAAGUAUUCUCGUGUUCAUUCCAUAUAUUACAUUAUUAUAAUGUAGAGGAUGAGAAUUGGCUCAGGAACGGAUCCUUUUCAGAUGAUGAUACACUGCAAAAAUAUAUGUUAUCUCUCUUUUGGACUCUACAAACAAUCACUACUGUAGGAUAUGGGACGAUCACAUUGACUAAUUCGUUAGAAAAGCUGUACGCUAUUAUUGUAAUUAUCAUUGGGGCCACUAUUUACUCAUUUAUUGUCGGAUCCAUCUCUUCAAGUGUUCAUAACAAUGAAGAAAAAUCAAUUAAAUUGCAAGAUAAGCUCAAGGUCCUCAAAGAGAUGGGUACCUUUGGAAAUCUCCCUGAUGAGUUACUUAAGAGAAUCGAGAGAUUCCUUAAAGAAAAUAUCACCAUUAACGGUGUUGCUAGUGGGACCAGUAGAAUUCCACUCCAAAAAUGUCUCUCUGAGCUUCCUGAAAGACUUAAAAUCGAGCUGAUCCAGUACACUCAUAGAGAUAUUAUCAGGAAGAACUCAUUCUUCUUUGGAAAACCACUAGAAUUUGCUCUGAAUGUUCUCUCAAUUCAAAGAGAAAUCACAGUUCCUUCUGACUACAUGAUGUACAAAAGAGGAGAUCCAGCUGAAGAAGUAUUCAUAAUAUAUAGUGGAAGUAUUGUUCUAUAUUCUGAAGACUGGAUUCCUUAUGUAAAGUACUCAGCAGGAAGUUAUUUUGGAGAAAUAGAAGUCCUUUUUAAAGAAGAAGGAGCCCACAAGGAUUACCAUAACCGCUCCCUUUAUGCAUACACAGAAAAUGGAGCUGUCUUCGGGGUUAUAACCAGAGAGCAGCUCUCAAAGAUCUUCAAAGAUUUCAAGCAAGAAGAGGAAGACUUCCGCCAAAUUGCCAAAGAAAGGAAGAGAUGUAUUGCAGAAAGGGCUCAUCUCUUCGCUCAUGAUGCUGAUCUCUCUCCAGAUUUGAUCGAAAAGAGAGAUAGAGAACUCAAAUUUGGGGAAGGUCGGAGGAAGAAACUUAUGGACAAAUUCGGAAGCUACAUUUCAUAUAGACAGUUUAUAGAAAACAAAUACACUAAAGAUAGCCUCAAAGGUGCAGACUCUAAGACAAAGAAGUUGCUGACAAAAGAAAAUUUAGUAAAGCCAGAGGAUGAGAUUAUUAAUCCAGACCCUGUACCUCUAAUAGGAGAAGGAGCAAAGGAUACAGUUCUUGACGUAAUAGACUCGGAUAAGGACAUUGAAGAGCUUGAUUAUGAUCAGGAUGUCACCAUCUCCACUACUCAUUCAAACGCACAGCUAAUAAAUGACGUUUUAGAAGUUAGGAAGCAAGUUGAAAAGUUUAAAGAAUUACUGGAUGCUUCCUCUCAUUUAAUUCAAAAGCAAUAAAUUUACACUCAAAGAUGUUUUUUGACAU